AUGACCACAGUCUCCGUUCGCCUUCGAUUGACCACCACAGGGGUUAGAGUGACCCGUCCCGCGCCCGAGUCUGCGGGUGCGGGCAUCCUGCCGCCUGCCAAAUCUGGUGAUGUUGAUGCCCAAGCCGGGACAGAGAAGCCCAGCGGCAACGAGCACUGGUCUAAGGAGAACGGUGUCCGGCUGCCGAAACAGGCGGAAAGAUUCGUCCACGGUCAGUCGCGAAUGGACUGGCAGGACAAGGACCUGCUAGUCAUUGAUGAGGUGAGCAUGCUCGGAGCGCGGACACUGCACGCGAUGAACGAGCAGGUCUGCCGGCUCCGCGGGUCACAGGGAGCAGAGGGAAGACAUGACGCCCUUUGCCUUGAGGAACGAAAGCUUCUUUGCCUUGAUGAACUUGUUCCGAAAGGUUCUUCCUUCCGUGCCCUCCUGGCGGUCCAAAAAUGCCUUUCGGAACGAAAGGUUCUUUCUUCCGCGCCGUCCUUCGCACGAUCUCUGUGGAAUGUUCCACCUUCUUCCACACCUUUGCCACCGACUUGGUCGCCUCACACUUGUGAUCUCCAACACUGA
Molecule: messenger RNA, 567 nt
Organism: Ilyonectria robusta
Lineage: Eukaryota; Fungi; Ascomycota; Sordariomycetes; Hypocreales; Nectriaceae
Exons: 3
Coding region: 1-567 (188 amino acids)
Source: RefSeq, a predicted model, not a curated record